AUGACCAAUACCUACACCUCUGCCAGGGGUCGCCAGGACAAGGAUGCUCCAAAGAAGGGUAUUGCGCGAAGGGUCAUCAAGAAGCACCAGCCUGUGAAUGACGCCGACUACAACGUCGACCCGCACACGCUCCUAUCUCGCCCGAUAUCCAGGGCAGAGUACGAGAAGCUUUCCCUCCCGAAGCUCGAGAUCCUGUGCAAACGUGACGAAGUUCGGCAUCAACGACGGUGUAUCUUCACCGCGAAGCAAAUCAUCGACUUCUUGAUCACUCUCGACCAGCACGGCCUGGUUAGUGACCGAGACUUCCACGAUGAUGAUAGCGAUAGCAAUAGUAACAAUGAGGUGCCUACGCCGACCAAGCCUGCCCAUCUAAGACAACAAGCCCAGACAGCGUCUACAGUAUCCCAUCAGCCCCAGAACAACGACAGAAAGCGGAAGAGACAGUCUAAAGACGACGAUGAGUCCGAGCGCCGUGUCAAGAAGGUAUCGCGACGCUACGACGAGACGGUACCACCUCGUAUUGGACCCCCUCUUGCCCGAAGGCACGGUGCUGUAGCCCCCGUCCAAGGUUCAGAACAUGUCGAAAAGAUUGACGUUCAAGAUGUCGUCACGAUGGAGGCUAGUCCGAAGCUUAUCCAUGAGAUGGGCGUCUAUGACUUGGUGCUGGCAUUCCGACAGAAGGCGAUGAGCGACAAGUACGAUGGUCAAUUUUGGCAGUGUUUGUUCAAUUUCCUUUACGAGCUACGCCCAGUGGACGGCGAGCUCGAUAUUAGGAAUAUACGCCGUGUCAUACAUCUAAGGGACAAGUUCUUGCAAAGGAUAGUAGAAGACCGCUGCAAGGCGUUAAUGGGAUUGUCCCUGAAGACUCAUUGGGACAGUGAAGACAAUGACGACAAACUGAUCGCGAUGGGUGCUCAGCAGCUAUUAAGGAUGAUAUAUCAGAGAAUCGAGGCCGGGAGUCUUGCGCCUGAGAGCACAGAUCUGCCCCCGCCAAAUAAAUUUAGCACGGAAAGGAAAGACAUACUCGUUGAGCAUUGGAGGUGGCAGGGACAGACGACGAAAGAAGCGUUAGACAGGCAGAAACUGUUACAAGAACGUCUGGUGGCGCAUCAACAAGAACAAGCAGAGCUUGAGCAACAGAAAAAGCUCGAAGAGGAGACGCGCUUGAAAGAGAAAAAGGAACGGAAGAGAAGUAGGGAAGAGGAGAGAAAGCUCGAAGAGAAGAGGCGUGAUACACAUGCAAAGAAACUUCGAGGGGAGCUGGACCAAGCUGAACAGCUUAAGCGAGUAAAAGCGAUUGAUCGAGCAGAAGAGCUCAAACGAGCUGAAGAGCAGAAGCGAGUAGUGGAAGAACUUAAACAAGUAGAAAAGCUUGAACGGGCAGAAGAUCUGCAAAUAGCAGAAGAGUUGAAACGAGAAGAAGAGCUGGAGCGUGCUAGAAAGCUGAAGCUCCAACAAGAGUCAGAGCCACAGGCGGUAGUUAACGUUGCUGCUGCAGCUACUGCGUCCGCUUCACUGAGCCCUAGUAAGAGAAUUAAGCAACAGCUGGAGCAGGCGAAGUUGAAGGCGGAGAAGUUGAGACUUUGCCUGGACGAAGAGAGACGUGUUAAAGAGCAGAGUACAAAAGAGGCGAGCCAUCGGCCCGACGACGCUUCUCUGAACCCUUCGAGUAAACGUAAGCGCGGCAAUGACGAGCCGCCAGCACAGAAUGAUGGACCAUCACGCAAGAGGCAGCUGCGUAGAACCGAGCGUAAAGGAGUGUACAGCAUCCGGUGA
Mytilinidion resinicola is the source of this 1776-nucleotide messenger RNA. RefSeq lists its product as uncharacterized. The record is from RefSeq and is a predicted model, not a curated record. The coding region runs from base 1 to 1776 and encodes 591 amino acids. The transcript is spliced from 3 exons. Lineage: Eukaryota; Fungi; Ascomycota; Dothideomycetes; Mytilinidiales; Mytilinidiaceae.